Messenger RNA from Fusarium odoratissimum NRRL 54006, 739 nucleotides. RefSeq lists its product as uncharacterized. NCBI's taxonomy places the organism in Eukaryota, Fungi, Ascomycota, Sordariomycetes, Hypocreales, Nectriaceae. The transcript has a single exon. Bases 67 to 447 code for a protein of 126 amino acids. The record is from RefSeq and is a predicted model, not a curated record.
GUUCUUCAACCUUCAUCUUCCCUCUUGCAACAUCAGAAAACCCAGAAAUCUCCAGAAAUCCUCAAAAUGUGGGACACUUUCUUCUACCGCGGCGCCUUCGUCAUCUCCGCCAUACCUGGCCUCAUCGGCAUCAACUCAAUGCUCCGACCGGAAGCCACCCUCAAGAUCGUCAAAUUCCCCAUCCCGGCCGAUCCUCAGAGCCGGAAGACCUGCCUAUCCCUCGCACGUCUGCAAGGCGCACGCAACAUCGUCGUCUCUUACCUCUUCAUCAACAACGCCUUGACCGGAGACAAGAAACUUAUGGGAAUGGGAUUGCUUGGAGCCCUUUUCAUGCUGGCCACUGAUGGAUUCGUGAGCAAAUCUCUUAUUGGGGGAAAUGAGUGGUUUCAUUGGGGGUAUAUACCCGUUUUUGUUGCUUUUAUCGGUGGUUUGCUGUAUUCGGAGUGAGGGAUGUUAGUGCAUGGUUAGCAAUGGGCGAUGGCGGACUUCUAGCCUUAAAUCUCAUAUGCCAUCAAUACUUGAAGGAGCGGACCGCGUCUCAGUUGAAGAUGAUACUUCUUUUCUCGCCUUAUCUUGUUAACGCUGCUUCAACGGAGGAGACAAGGGUUGGAACUGUAAAGGACGCUUUGGCUAUAUUGCUCUUUGAAAUGAAACUUUUGUUAUCUGGUACUUUGAUGAUUUAUCUAUAGCCCAGCCCCUUCUGCCUAGCUGAGUCAGAUAAUUCAAUCCCCAAACCCGU